Drosophila ananassae is the source of this 1489-nucleotide messenger RNA. RefSeq names its product dynein axonemal assembly factor 6 (gene Dnaaf6). Gene Ontology annotation, molecular function: dynein intermediate chain binding; protein-folding chaperone binding. Lineage: Eukaryota; Metazoa; Arthropoda; Insecta; Diptera; Drosophilidae. The transcript is spliced from 3 exons. Gene Ontology annotation, cellular component: cytoplasm. Gene Ontology annotation, biological process: axonemal dynein complex assembly. The record is from RefSeq and is a predicted model, not a curated record. The coding region runs from base 604 to 1239 and encodes 211 amino acids.
GGAGAGAAGGUCAAGCCUAGAACAAUAAUUACACAAUUUAUAAUUCGCAAAACAAUUGUUUCUGACAAGUGAAAUAUUUUUGUUCGAGCACAGUUUGGUUCUCGGGCGCAAAAGUUUUCCACUAAAUGGGCAAGCGCCGAGGCAACCCAAGUUUUUAAUUGAAAUGCCUAAAGUGGGGCCCAUAGUUUUCCGACCAGUUGAGAGUGAAUUGUCGCCAAGGGCGGGUAAGUAAUGUUGAAUAGGGUAACUAGGCACCAGGAUCCCUCAACCCUUCUCAUUUAUUUGGAUGAAAAAAAGGGGCAGCUCUAGAAUUUUCCAAACAGACUGUUUUUAGUAGCUAAGGUAACAAAAUAAACAAGAUUUCUAGUCUAGUAGAUCGAAGGUUGCCUUGGAACUGGCUGUCAAGUUUGAAAAGUUCAGGUACCAGGUCUAGCCCCAAACUUUCAUCAUUCUAUCACAACGAGCCGAGCUGUGAACACCAUCAACUCCAGCAAAAGCCUAGAAAUAUUUGAAAAUAUUUAAUCGGGUAAAAAAAAUUAAAAGUUUUGGAUAAAAGUACGAACUACGUAAAAUUCAGUGACUUCUCCCCGCGUCGCAUCUAAAAUGUCCCUCUUCGACAAUCCUGAGCAAUUGAAAGCUCUUCAAAACCUCUUGAAUCCCUGUCAAAGGAGGCGUGGCGGCGUCGAUUGCAGUAGCAGCGAGGAUGAGGACGAAUCCAUGGUGGUUCACAAACUGAACCCCGGUGGAAUUGGCCCUCCCAAAACUGGGGCUGCUCCUGGCAAGACGAAAAACAAAAAGAAGGCCAAUCCUUACGUCACGCCCUUGGUUGAGGAGGAAAAGAAGCAGCCAGAGACUCUGGAGCAAUGGCAAGAGCAGCAGGAACGAGAAGAUAAUGAUAUCCUAGAUGCGAGAAAAACGCCUGAAUAUACGAUGACCUAUCGUCAGGCAGUGGGAACCGAAGAUGUUUUCCUGCAGAUGGGUAAUCGGACAGGAUCUUCGGCCAGCUGCGAAGAUCUUGUGCUAGAGAUCUCUUUGCCGGGCGAGGAAAUGUCGGCCGAUAAAAUGCAACUCGAUCUGCAGGAAACUGAACUGGACCUGGGAACUUGUUUGUAUCGCCUUCGCUUGCCCCUGCCUCAUCCUGUGGACGUGGACCGGUGCAAGGCGAAAUACGACAAUGAGUUGAAGAAAAUGCAACUUACACUCCGGCUAAAACGGGAGCUGGACUAUGUUAAUUUUUAAUUACCAAAAACUACCCAAAAUCGGUUUCACACAGCUCCGAUUUUAGUUUUCUUUUUUUUAUAAUGUUGUCUUAAUACUACGGAAGAUAAGAGUACGAAUUUUUACACUAAACUAUAUACUUACAUAUACACAAUACACUAGCUAGAUAUUCUCAUUCGAUGGAUUUUAUUUGUCAAAAUAGCCAGUAAUGUAAAACUUUUAUGGGAAAAAAUGCAAAAAAAAAUAAAUAUAUUCAAAAUUUCUAGUGAAA